AGCGAAGCUAUCCGUCCGCAUGGCCACAUCCAUGCAACUGGACGAUGUGGCCACGCGGCGGGCGGACCUACACGAGGAUUUUGAGCGCGCGGCACAGGGCCUGCCGCCGCGCGCUGUGGUGCGGCGGGAGGACCUGCCAGCAGCUACGGCUGCAACGCUUGGCGCCAUUAGGGACACCCUGGCGCGCCUUUGGCAGGAGGUACGCUGGGAACGGCGACACUUUGAGACGCUGUGGCGGUUGGCCAUCGACGCAGUGCGGCUGCCGGGAAAUUCGCAUAUGCCGUUGGCUCGCCGUGAGCCAUGCGGCUGUGGGCAGCACGGCCAUGGGGGCGCCGUGGCGGGGGCACACGUCGCCGCCGCGCCCACGCCACGGCAGCACCACUUCUGGGAUUGCGCGGUGGCGAAGGCCGUGGUGGCGCAGAUCAACGCACACAACCCCGGUCCGGCUCCCAUCAGCCAAGCCCAGCUGUGGCUGGUCCAGGCGCCGCCGGGCUUUCAGCAGUGUGUUUGGGACGUGGUGGUGAUGGCGGCGCUGGCCGCCACAGAACAUGGCCGGGUGCGGCUGCGCGGGAUGACGCGCGCCGCAGCGGCCCUGGAAAUUCAGACGGCGGCAGCAGCAGCUCCCGAGGCUGCGGUGGCAGGUGCAGUGGAGGCGGAACCCGAUCUUGACGAGAUCCCGCCCACACAGCUGACGCCGCCGCAGCCAGGCGUCCACCCCGUCGAGCUUGCGUGCGCUCGCGCAGUCGCGGACUUCUGGUCGCGGCUGAUGCAGUUCGCGCAGCUCGGCGUGCCCCAAAAGGGCUAGGAUGGUGUUGACGCCACCCACCCCAUCCUGGCGGUGGUGAACGGUGAAAUGCUGUGCGCGUUGCCGCAAGCUAUGGAGCUGGAGGCUUGAAAGGGAUCAGCCCUGAGGAGAAGCGCGUGAGCACUAACAUGAGCCACUGAAGCAGUGGCAUACGAGAGGGUCAGCGGGGGAGCUUAGUGGGCAGGCGAAGGGUUUCUUUGUUUUUGGGGCCAGGUUUGGGGGGUUUCUGCUUGUGAGGUUGUUUUGAGUGCUGCAGCACCCCGGGCCUUACGGCCUGGACCGGCCUAGUGGCCAGACGCGUUUGUGGCUGCCCUUAGGCAUAGUCUGCCCUGGCGUCGAGAGCUGGUUAGGUUGCGGUUGAGGUCGUGCAGGCUGCGGGGUCGCAGGACUCAGCCCCACAGCCACUGUGGUCGUGCUGUCGCGUGCUGUCGCGUGCUGUCGCGUGCUGUCGCGUGCUGCGUGUUGCGUGUUUUGUUAUGUUUGCUGUUUUUUGUUUUCUGCCCGCCUGGUCUUAAGAUGUAGCUCGCCCGCUGGGUCUGAGGUUGUUACACCGGUAGUAAUUCCGCAAGGGUUACUGGCGCGGUGAAGGGUCGGAGUGCGUUUCCCUGUGGACUCCAGAGCUGUUUUGCGCUCUGCUGGGGAAACGUGCAAGCCCUGUAGACCGAGCAUUACCGACGAUGCUUGUUGAAACGAAUGCGCACGUAUGACAGUCUGCAUGCGUUGUUACCCCAAGUCCCGCACAAAAACUUCCCGCACUGCUGACGGCACGUCUGGGCUGCGCAUUACCUGACUUGGCAAGUGUUGUGUGACCCAAUGACCCGCCUUUCCCGCAAAUGAACUUUCCGGCGGACGGCUAACGUUGGCGCUCCAUUAAUGCUGGUGACUGUGAUGUUGGGUGUUGGCAUGCCGGGCAUGUCGGUUCUUGCGUCGGCUUCUGGUGUUGCCUGCCGUUUGUGAGCCUUCGGGCUGAUUUCAGACUCCAGACCGUGCCAUCGGCACAGGUAGGUGGUUUGGGGCGUUGCCCCGUGUUGAGCCUUCGGGCUGGGACCAGAAUGUGCCUCCGGCACGCUCGCGAAUUUCGGGCGCUGCCCUGCAGAUGUGCCUUCGGGCUGGGACAUGCUGUGCCACCUGGCACCAGACACGAGCAGUGCUUUGCGGUUGAUAAGGCGUCGCCGGACUACAUGCCGGCGUACCUGCCGGUGUACCGUGCGGUGUACCUGGUUUAGCGUCGGGUGCUGUAGACAGCGCUUCAUGCGCAGACACGGGUUGCCACAUGUUGUGGGGCUUUGGCGGGCCUAGGCUUGGCUUCGACUCAUGAGUGUUGCGCCCGACACGCUUUAUGCGAAGACCUAUUGCACGGUUGUGGAAGGUCGGCAGCCAACUGGGGGGAGGGUGGUUUCCCUUCGGGCCGGAGAUGGUCCCUCUUGACC
Chlamydomonas reinhardtii is the source of this 2235-nucleotide messenger RNA. RefSeq lists its product as uncharacterized. The record is from RefSeq and is a predicted model, not a curated record. The transcript is spliced from 2 exons. The coding region runs from base 32 to 805 and encodes 257 amino acids. Lineage: Eukaryota; Viridiplantae; Chlorophyta; Chlorophyceae; Chlamydomonadales; Chlamydomonadaceae.